Messenger RNA from Parastagonospora nodorum SN15, 609 nucleotides. RefSeq lists its product as hypothetical. The transcript has a single exon. NCBI's taxonomy places the organism in Eukaryota, Fungi, Ascomycota, Dothideomycetes, Pleosporales, Phaeosphaeriaceae. Bases 1 to 609 code for a protein of 202 amino acids. The record is from RefSeq and is a predicted model, not a curated record.
AUGUUCCCCCUCUCCCUCCUCUUCCUCGUCCUCCUCCCCCUCACAACCGCCCAAUCCCCGGACCCCUACACAAACCUCCCACCCCCCUCCUCCCCAGGCCUCUUCACCGCCAGCACCCGCAUCCUCAUCUCCAACACCAGCGUGCCCGCCGCCUGGGCCGCACUGACCGAUUUCCCCGCCUACGCCGCCUGGAACCCCUUCGUGCGCGCCGCCAUCGUCGUCUCGCCGCUCAACACCACCCUGCAAGACCAGUUCCCCGUCGAGGGCAAAAACUUGUUUCUGCGCACUCAAAUCCCCCCGCUGGACUUGCCGGUUGCGCGCGACACGAGGGAUCGCCCGCUCGCGACGCAGUAUGCGUAUGAGAGGAUUACGCAUGUGCAGCCGCGGCUGGGGCGGUUGUGCUGGGAGUAUGCGGCGGAUGCGCUGGUACGGGCGGAAAGGUGGCAGGCGGUGAGUGAGGUUGGGGACGGGGUGGUGCUGUAUGAGAGUCGGGAGGUUUUUGAUGGGGCGUUGGCGGGGGUGGUGAAGAAGGGGUUUGAGCGGGAUUUGCAGCGGGGGUUUGAGGCGCAGGGGCUGGGGCUGAAGAUGUUGUUGGAAGGGCGGGUGUAG